AUGUCUAUCCAACCCGUUCUCAUGUGGGAAGAACAGGAUGUCUGCCCCUACUCUAACCUCUUCUUCUCUGGCCUGCGCAUGAUCGCGACGCGGCCAGCAUCCAUGAUUGUUCCCCCAUCUGCUCCAUCGCCCAUCGAACCCGAGUCGUCAAAAGCCGCAGGCAAGCGGCCAGCACACAUCCGGAAUGGGUCCUACCCUCAACGGGAUCAUCCCGCACCCCGCGCUGCGUAUCCCAGAAUCAAUACAGACAAGCAGACGCUUGACAGGCGCGUCCGGAGCCCAGGCAAUGAGCAUUCGACUUCCUCCAGGCACGCCGACGGUCUGCACGGUCGUGCGAAGUCGAGGCGAGAGGCAUUUCCCUCGUUCUCAUCCUCCUCGGAUCGACCAGUCUCCCACGAUAGCGACGGAGAGUCCAUCGCGAGCUCCUACAAUGACAUCGAGUACAUCACCUCCCCUCUGAACUCCUUUUUCUCCUUCAACCCCUCGCCCACGGACAGCACCGUGAGCCUCGUCUCGCCCCGGCGCGAGCGGCGCUCCUCGCUCGAGUCCACAAAGACCGUGCCCCUCCCACCGAAGCGCACGUCGCGCGCAGACAAGCGGCGGUCCAUGAUGAGCGUUGACAUCCGGCCACCCAGUCCCGCGCGUGGUCGGGAGGCUGCACAGGCCAACGCCAACGCGCGUGGAGCUCGGUCGAGUGUGGGCGGAUGGGCGGACGAGGUAUUGAGAGAUUGGCGCCAGAGGGUGGACAGCCAUCCAGAAUCACAGGAUGACCGGUCCUUCCUCAUCACGUCGUAG
This is a messenger RNA of Fomitopsis serialis, 795 nucleotides long. RefSeq lists its product as uncharacterized. Lineage: Eukaryota; Fungi; Basidiomycota; Agaricomycetes; Polyporales; Fomitopsidaceae. The transcript is spliced from 2 exons. Bases 1 to 795 code for a protein of 264 amino acids. The record is from RefSeq and is a predicted model, not a curated record.